AUGAGACUCAGCGUCGCAUCUCUGCUCGCGACUUUCGCAGGGCUGUCCGUGGCCCAGUGGGACAACGAGUCGCCGGCCCCGAUUCAGCUUGCGCCAGCGCCAUGGACGCUCAAGGGCACCGUAUAUUCCGUCACUUUGGUACCACUGUCAAAUGACCUGCCAACAAAGGCGUUCCCGCCUUUGGAACGACAAUACGCCUCCGCCGUGGAAGGCGAGUAUCUCGGUAUUCUCGGCAUGAUUCAGAUCAUUCGAUACACGGAGAGCCCUGUCGGUCCGUAUGAUGAACUGUUGAUUGUACCUGGAUUCUUCAAGUACAACCACACGGAUGCCUCCGGCGUGACUGAGGAGAAGAAGAAUGUGAGGGUCAGCAGGAUCUACGUGAGCCAGAAAUACACGUGCUGGAAUGGAAGAACGAACUGGAACAUCCCCAAGCACCUGGCUCGAUUCGACUGGACGGAAAACGACAAUGGCGAAACAACUGUCAAGGUUUAUCCCUUUGAUACAACCGGGGACUUGAGCGAGUCCACGCCCACAGAAAAGCCCUGGUUCAAGGCUACUUUCAAGCCAGACUUAGUCAACGGGCUGCCCUUCAGCACUGAUCUGUACAAGAUUCUGGGCGUCAACGCAACCUUGGCCCAGCCACCUCUGCCGUCUGCAAACAGCACGUACGAUGAGCUGGCUGGAACCGAUCACUGGGCAGCUACUGUACCGGGCCAAGUCACUGAUAACGCAUCUCUGGGUAUCUUUGACUUGGACCAGGGAGAUGGAGAUGUGGAGGAAGGACAGAAGACGAACGCCGUGGGCGAUGAGUACUUUCCCAACUUCUGGCCGGGACUGUUGCGUCUCAACGCCGGAAUAAAGUUGGAGAAUGCUACCAUCACAUUCAGCGAACCUGAGAUCUGGUCCAACUAG
Messenger RNA from Colletotrichum karsti, 912 nucleotides. RefSeq lists its product as uncharacterized. NCBI's taxonomy places the organism in Eukaryota, Fungi, Ascomycota, Sordariomycetes, Glomerellales, Glomerellaceae. The transcript is spliced from 2 exons. The record is from RefSeq and is a predicted model, not a curated record. Bases 1 to 912 code for a protein of 303 amino acids.